Molecule: messenger RNA, 1163 nt
Organism: Acanthisitta chloris (rifleman)
Lineage: Eukaryota; Metazoa; Chordata; Aves; Passeriformes; Acanthisittidae
Gene: CLUL1
Product: clusterin-like 1 (retinal)
Exons: 6
Source: RefSeq, a predicted model, not a curated record
AAUUAUCUGAAGUUGGAGAGAAGUAUGUAGAUGAAGAGGUAAAGAAAGCUUUGAUUGGUAUUAAGCAGAUGAAAAUUAUGAUGGAAAAAAAUGAAGACAAGCAUGUAGAUCUCAUGAAAACCUUGAAGAAGAGCAGUGAAGAAAAACAGCAAGCCUUGAGACUUAUGGAUGAAGUAAAGGAAAGACUGGAGGAAGAAGAAAGACAAUGUCAAGUAUCCUUGAGAAAUUUAUGGGAUGAAUGUGAAUCUUGUUUAGAAAGCACCUGCAUGAGAUAUUACACAACUUGCAGACACGGUGUGUCAACAUUUAAAAGAAAGGUUGAAGAUUUUUUGAGGAAAAUACCUCCACUCAUAUUUACUUUUCAUGAGGAUCAAGGAAAAGACAUCCAAUUUAAUGAAAACCCUGAGAAAGAGGAUACCCAGCUAGUAAAAAUGGAAGAUAUAUUCAGCCAACUAUUAUCGGACGUGGGCGCAAUAGUUGACAGAAGUUUCAUUUUUUUCAGACACAUGCAAAAAGAAUUUGACCAGUCUUUUCAGACAUAUUUCAUGUCUGAUCUGGACUUGUAUGAGUCCCCCAGCAUGCCAGUUUUACCUGAGGACACCACCAGAAAUGAUGGCCUGCAGAAAGGCUGGGCUAUGCCUGGCUUCUUACAGACAGUUUUUGAUUUCAGUAGGACAGUGUUUGAAGGCGUCAGUGAGGUGAUUACCGACGUAUUUGAUGAUUACAGAAAUUAUAGAAGAAAUGUGUCAGAACAAACCAAAGAUCCUGACAGAAGUGGCAUGUUCUCAAAAAUUGUGUCAGGGCGCCAGAGACCUCAGUGCAAGGAAAUUCGGGAGAACUCCUCUGGAUGCCCACAGUUUCAUGAGAGAUGUCAGAAAUGUCAAGACAACCUUUUGCAUGAUUGCCCAAACGUUCCUGAGCUGCACAUAAAGUUUGAUGAAGCCUUUAAGCUGGUUAAUCUCUCAGGGGAGCAGUAUGAGCAGAUUCUCCAAGUGGUGGUACCCGGGGAUCCCUCCAGUAAAAACGAAACAGUGGUAGACGUGAAUAUUCUGACUUCACCUACUUUCACCAUUAAAGUUCCUCCCAACUUAGACCCAAAGAGUCCUGAGUUCAUUGAAUACAUUGCUGGGAGAGCACUGCAACUGUAUAAGCAGAAUUUUUAA